AAUAUCCCUUACACUCAACUGAUGAAUGGUUCCUAUUGUACAAAAAUGCUCUUUUUGCACAUUCUCUUUCAACAAAAUUAAAAACCUAAAAAUUCCACCCUACCAAAGCUUGGAUUAUUAGCUGCAGUAUUUGGUAGACCUUAUUAGAAUGAUGUGCUUGAAAACUGUAGACCUGUCUUAUUCUACUUCAGUAAACAGUGAGAACAUCAUAAACUCCGAACAUUUCUGCGUUAAUUAUGACCAACACUAGAGGGCACUAAAAACUUGCCCGACCAUAGCAUUACGUAGCGCUUUUGUGUCUUGUGAGCAUUUUUGACACCACCCCUUCUUUGCAGACGGACUUGAAUAGGGACCACUCGGUGUAAACAAAUCUAUAGCGCCGAAGAACUGACUUGUUCUGAAUGUUGACCUGUUAAAUCUAAUUGGACUGCUUGUCUGUACUGGUUCCAAGGAUGUAGGUGAAUGGACUGACGGCUGGGAGAAUCAACCCGAUCUGGGUUGGAAUCGAAUCUUUCACUGUUAAUCAAUGCCAUCCGAUAGCGUUAGAUAUCUGCCGUGGUCGCUGUCAGGGGAGGGAUCGUACACAAUCUUAUGAUAUUCACUUCUGCAAUGGCGACACCUGCAGAACAUGACCUCACUUUAGCCGAGGCCGAAAGCAACAAAGAGAAGACUCAGGUGUUUGGGAUCCUUAGGUUGCAGGAAGACAAGUCAGCCGGCGACAAAGCUAGCACCGUGGCCGCCAGCACCAGUGGCAGCAGCGUCAAAUCUGGGGACGGGAGAUGGCAGGCGCCUAUCUUCGCAUUGGCCAGGAAAGCAUCGGAAACCUUCUCAGGAAGCAUUCAUGUUCUUCCCAAGGUAGCAGAGCACAAAACCUCCCCCUUUACCGAAGACUGGAGCACCAAGGCCUUUCGGGACCCUAUGGCCAUGGAGCGUGCCAACCUGCUGAACAUGGCCAAGCUCAGCAUCAAGGGUCUGAUCGAGUCUGCCCUGAGUUUCGGCCGAACCCUCGACUCAGACUACCCUCCCCUCCAGCAGUUCUUUGUGGUGAUGGAGCACUGUCUUAAGCAUGGACUGAAAGUGAAGAAGUCCUUCCUUGGAUACAACAAGUCUCUGUGGGGCCCUCUGGAGAUGGUGGAGAAGCUGUGCCCUGAGGCUGCAGAGAUUGCUGCCAGCGUCAGAGACCUCCCCGGCCUCAAGACCCCUCUAGGGAAGGCUCGGGCGUGGCUGCGCUUAGCUCUCAUGCAGAAGCGUCUGGCCGACUACCUGCGAUGCCUCAUCACCAGGAAGGACAUAAUGAGUGAUUUCUACGAGAAUGCAGCGGUGAUGUUGGAGGAGGAGGGUGCCGUCAUAGUGGGACUUCUAGUAGGACUCAAUGUGAUCGAUGCAAACUUAUGUGUGAAGGGCGAAGACCUGGACUCACAGGUCGGCGUGAUAGACUUCUCAAUGUACCUAAAGAAUGACAUUGAUGACUACAGAAGUGAGGAGAGAAAUGGACAGAUAGCCGCCAUUUUGGACCAGAAGAACUAUGUUGAGGAGCUGAACAGACAACUAAAUUCGACAGUACAGGGCUUACAAGGAAGGGUAGACAACCUUGAGAAAUCCAACUCCAAACUCAUCGAGGAGCUUGCCAUAGCCAAAAACAACAUCAUUAAACUACAAGAGGAAAACCAACAGCUACGAACAGAGAACUCUGUGAUUGUCAUGAAAACCCAGCAUCGUCUAGAGGUGACUCAGGUAGAUGUAGACGUUGAGCUGGACACUUAUAAGCAGUCGAGGCAGGGCCUGGACGAGAUGUACAACGAGGCCAGACGAGCACUAAGGGAGGAAUGUCAACUACGGCAGGAUGUGGAGAAUGAGCUGGUGGUGCAGGUGAGCAUGAAGCAGGAGAUGGAGAUGGCCAUGAAGCUG
Molecule: messenger RNA, 1908 nt
Organism: Clupea harengus (Atlantic herring)
Lineage: Eukaryota; Metazoa; Chordata; Actinopteri; Clupeiformes; Clupeidae
Gene: rufy2
Product: RUN and FYVE domain-containing protein 2-like
Exons: 11
Cellular component (GO): cytoplasm
Molecular function (GO): metal ion binding
Source: RefSeq, a predicted model, not a curated record